GGUUUGUUCGUCUCUUUCCCCCAAGCCCCCUUCGCUGUUGCUCUCUUCUUCGCCCGCUCCUCUUUGCUACCAAAUGCCGAUGGCGAAGCCUCCGAAUCCCAAUUCCCAGAAGAACGAGAAGAGACCGCAGGGGAAGGUCGAUGAGGAGGAGGAGGAAGACGGCAGCCAAGUGUCCGACCUCGACGACGAGCAAUCUCGAUCGGACGUCUCCUCCGAUGGGGAUCCCUUCACCGAUGACUUCCUUGGAGGCAGCGAUGAGGAAGGAGAGGAAUUGAGGUCAGAGUCGGACGAGUCUGAUUUAGAGGCGAAGUCAAGAGCGAUUGAUGAGGCGAGAGCGAGGGCAGAGUUGGAGGCAGAUGAGGAAUUGAGGCUCAAUAUAAAGGAAGAGUCGGAUGAGUUCAGAUUGCCGACAAAAGAGGAGCUCGAAGAAGAAGCUCGUCUGCCACCAAACCUUUCAAAUCUCCAGCGGAGGAUAAAAGAGAUUGUCCGUGUGCUCACAAAUUUCAAGACUCUGAGGCAGGAGGGUGCCUCGCGGAAGGAUUACAUUGAUCAGCUUAAGGCGGACAUAAUGGCUUAUUAUGGCUAUAAUGAGUUUCUAGCUGAUACUUUCAUUGAGAUGUUCCCAGCUGUUGAGCUCAUUGAACUACUGGAGGCUUUUGAGAAGAACAGACCUGAAUGCUUGCGUACAAACACUUUGAAGACUCGGAGGCGGGAUCUUGCUGGUGUUCUAAUAAAUAGAGGGGUGAAUCUAGACCCAGUAGGGAAGUGGUCUAAGGUUGGGCUCGUUGUGUAUGAGUCACAAGUGCCAACUGGUGCAACACCUGAAUAUUUGGCUGGGCACUACAUGAGACAAGCUGCAAAUUCUUUUUUACCUGUUAUGGCUCUUGCUCCCCAAGAAAAGGAACGAAUUGUUGAUAUGGCGGCUGCUCCAGGUGGUAAGACAACAUACAUUGCAGCUCUUAUGAAGAACACUGGAGUAAUUUAUGCAAAUGAGUACAAGGAACCAAGGCUGAAGUCACUACUAGCCAACAUACAUCGUAUGGGUGUGACAAACACUGUAGUGUGCAACUAUGAUGGGAAGGAGCUACCGAAGAUUCUCGGAUUAAAUUCUGUUGAUAGAGUAUUACUGGAUGCCCCCUGCACCGGCACUGGGACUGUAUGCCCAGAUCAACAAUCUAUUAAAACAUCCAAGUCCAUUGAAGAUGUACAAAAUUGUGCUUUUCUUCAAAAGCAACUGAUUUUAGCAGCAAUUGAUUUAGUGGAUGCUAAUUCAAAAUCAGGGGGAUAUGUUGUCUACUCAACUUGCUCUGUGAUGAUUCCAGAGGUUUGUAUAAAGAACAUGAAUGCCUCGUCACUUAAUCAAAAUUCAAGAUUAAUGUGUUAUCUUUUUAAGGCAUUCCUUUAUAUUGUGCAGAAUGAAGCUAUUAUAGACUAUGCACUUAGAAAGAGAGAUGUAAAGAUUGUGCCAUGUGGAUUGGACUUUGGUCGCUCAGGAUUCAUCCGCUUUAGGGAGCAUAGGUUUCAUCCCUCUUUGGAAAAAACAAGGCGGUUUUAUCCCCAUGUAAACAACAUGGAAGGAUUUUUUGUGGCGAAGUUGAAGAAGCUAAGCAAUUCCAAACCAGCAGCUCCAGGAGCUCCUAACACAUCAGAAAAAACAGAAGAGGCAGCAGCUAUCGAUGACGAUAAGAAGCUACGGAAGGAUGCCCCAAAUGGAAAGCCUGAGCAGCUCAAAAAUUCAAGGAACGGUAAAGGAAAGAAAAAGAUUGGUUUUAAAAGCGGAACCCACAGCGAAGGAAAGGUAUCACCAUCCAAACCCAAGCUGAGGAAAAAAUGGAAGUUCGCUUCUAGAGAAGAAAUUUCGCAAGCCAGAGAGGAGAAAAGGAAAUCCUUGAAGAAGAGAAAGGUCUGAGGAGCAUGGUAUUGGAAGAGCAAGGGAGAACAAGCUGUUGAAUUGAUGUGGGGAGGAGGAAAAAACCCUCGGCUGCUCGAUCGACCGAUUGGGACCUAUCAACUGGAUUCAGGUCGGGGCAAAGCAAAUUUUGACUCUGAAAAUUUGUAUCUCGAAAUAGUUAAGUCUUAUUUGCAGGCUUAUAAUAUAUCCUGAGCCUUUGUGCUAUUAUUUCACUUUUUUUUAAAAAAAUAAUUCUACUCGUCAUGAUAUAUAUCUAAUUAUUUAGCGUUUUCUUGUGCUAUUGA
This is a messenger RNA of Phoenix dactylifera (date palm), 2196 nucleotides long. Lineage: Eukaryota; Viridiplantae; Streptophyta; Magnoliopsida; Arecales; Arecaceae. The record is from RefSeq and is a predicted model, not a curated record.